AUGAGGUUUGAAGAUUAUUUCUCAUUUCAAAUUUUCUUCAUCUUUUUAAGGGAGUCCUUGGAAAUUGUAAUUAUUGUUUCCAUUCUACUAACCAUAGUCAGACAAGCACUCUCAGUGAAUGACAAGAACUCAAUCCAGAAUGAAACCGAUAUAAAUAAUACUGAUGUAAGUGUAGGAUCUUCGCAACUAUCUACAAAUCCAGAGACAGCUCCGAUGAUUGAUAACCACUUAACGAUAGAAGAAGAAGAAGAAGAAUUUGAAACUGCAAACACAGAAAGUCAAGAUAUUCAACCUGGUGAUUCAUCCAAACUUUAUUCAAAAUUAAAGAUUCAAAUUAUUUCGGGUGGUGCACUAGGUUUGUUGUUAUGUUUACUGAUCGGUGGUUCCUUCAUCACAAUCUUCUAUCAUAUUGGAUCUGAUCUUUGGUCAUUAAGUGAACAUUAUUACGAAGGUAUCCUAAGUAUUGUUGCUUCUGUCAUUAUAUCAGUUAUGGGAUUAUUCUUUUUGAGGAUGGGUAAACUUAGGGAGAAAUUUAGAAUUAAAUUGGCAUCCAUCAUUUACUCUGACCGUGGGAAAAUGUUCAAGGAUAAUGCAGAUAAUGCAGUUAAAUUUAGUGAAAAAUAUGCCUUUUUCAUAUUACCAUUUGUUACAACAUUAAGAGAAGGACUUGAAGCUGUUGUAUUUAUUGGUGGUGUUGGUAUUGAUCAACCAUUAACCUCAAUCCCAUUAUCCAUGCUUUUAGCUGUUUGUGUUAGUGGUAUCUUUGGUUACUAUUUUUUCAAAUAUUCCAGUUCUUUGUCUUUGAAAAUUUGUUUAGUAGUAACUACUUGUUUUCUGUAUCUAAUUGCAUCUGGGUUAUUUUCUAAAGGUGUAUGGCAGCUAGAAGUGCAAGACUAUGUUAAUAAAUGUAACGGCCAAGAUAUGACUGAAAUAGGUAAUGGUCCGGGUUCUUAUGAUAUAGUACGUUCCAUAUGGCAUGUAAAUUGUUGUAAUGGUGAAAAAGAUGGUGGAUGGAUGAUCCUGACUGCCAUUUUUGGAUGGACUAAUAGUGCGACAUAUGGCUCUGUUAUCAGUUAUAACAUAUAUUGGUUAGUAUUGAUCGGUGCAUUAAAAUUGUUAAUAGUUGAAGAACAACACGGUUAUAUCCCUUUCUUACCAGUGAAAUUUCAAAAGAAGAGAAUCUUAAAGAGAAUGGCCAUUUCAAAAGCAUCCAUCAAUUUGAGACAAAAUACAAAUAGUAUUUAUCAACCACCAAGUACAGAUUCUACAAGAACUUCAAAAGAUAGUGAAACUCCACUAAUUGAACAUGGAAAUAAUAAUGCUGGAUUUGCUCAUGGUGCCACAUAG
Molecule: messenger RNA, 1347 nt
Organism: Maudiozyma barnettii
Lineage: Eukaryota; Fungi; Ascomycota; Saccharomycetes; Saccharomycetales; Saccharomycetaceae
Gene: FTH1
Product: Fth1p
Exons: 1
Coding region: 1-1347 (448 amino acids)
Biological process (GO): iron ion transmembrane transport
Cellular component (GO): plasma membrane; high-affinity iron permease complex; fungal-type vacuole membrane
Molecular function (GO): ferrous iron transmembrane transporter activity
Source: RefSeq, a predicted model, not a curated record